Messenger RNA from Geosmithia morbida, 393 nucleotides. RefSeq lists its product as uncharacterized. The transcript has a single exon. The coding region runs from base 1 to 393 and encodes 130 amino acids. The record is from RefSeq and is a predicted model, not a curated record. NCBI's taxonomy places the organism in Eukaryota, Fungi, Ascomycota, Sordariomycetes, Hypocreales, Bionectriaceae.
AUGAUGAGCAUGCCGCCCCACUACACCCUUUCCAAGGAGGACAAUCCGUCCCUCCGGGAGCUGGUCGAGGUCUGGGCACUCUGCGACCGCUUCAUCUGCGCCCAGCUGGGCGACUACAUGGCCACGUGCAUCAAGACCGCUGUCAAUGACUGUCACUGCCUCCUCCUUAACUUCCCAAACGGCACUGGCAACCAGAAGAAUGUCACGUGCAGAUUUGCUGACGGAUACGAUGCCUUGGGACUGGCGCACCAAAUCCAGGAGAGGUUUGAAAAAUUGUUCGUCGAGUACUUUUGCGGAAGCAUGAGCUACAACACCUAUGUGGACCUGGCUGCCGACAUCAAGGACAGACAAAGCUUCAUCUUGAGCGUCUCCCGAGGUUUCGCUAAAGGCUAG